AUGUCUAUGGAUUCUGGUAUUGUAACCCCGCGUCGCGUUUCAUCCGCGCCAGCGCCGCGUAACGAAGGUGAUCCUGAGGGUUCAUUGAGCGGUUGUGAGCUUGAGUUCCUUUCUACAUAUUCGUCGCCUGGUCCUCGUCGUAGUAGUCGUACUAGCAAGCGUCCUUCAUUUUUUAAUGUCGUGCACGAGUCCCGCGUUGACCGUGAGACUAUGGCGGCUAUAAAGCGCAGUAAGCUGGAGACUCAGCAACUGAAUCUCGAUUACUCGUCGUUCGUUGAGGUUCCUACAAUCCAUGCUACUGAAGAUGAGUUUGCUAACCCUCUUACAAUUUGGAACAAAUACCAUGACUUGGGUGAGAAAUUUGGUGCUAUAAAAGUGGUGCCUCCUCCUGGUUGGCAUGGUGUGUGUCCAUUGGACACAGAGCGUAUGAAGUUUAAGGUUAGGGAGCAAGAGUUGCAGAACUUGUGUAACGGGAAGGGUUUCGCUCAUCCGCCCUACGAUUGGGAUUGUAAGCGUAUGAAGCGUGCUGACGAUGAGCUUUUGGUAUCAUUGUUCGGCAGCACCAAUGUUUCUGUUGAGGAUGUUGAGCGUGAAUACUGGAAGAUUGUGAAAGCGGGUAAUCGUUCUUUGAUCGUGAAAUACGGGGCUGAUUUGAAUGUUUAUUCUCCUGAAUUUGAGGACUAUUUGGUUGACAUAUCGGGCACAAAGCAUGAGGGCGAUUGGUGGGACCUUCGUAAUUUGCCGAAAUGUCCGGGUUCUCUUUUGCGUUAUUGUGAGCAGAUAAUUCCAGGUGUAAAUAGCCCAUGGCUUUAUAUCGGUAUGGUUCUGACGUCGUUUUGUUGGCACACUGAGGACAAUUACUUUGGUGCUGUGAAUUACCAUCAUUUUGGUGCUCCUAAGGCAGGUCGUUUGGAGUCAGUUUUGAAGAACUAUUGGGCUGGUGAGAGUGAGGAAUUUGCUGUUUAUAGUUUGCGUGUGCAAGUUGCUCCUGAUAUUUUGGUGUCAAAUGGUAUCCCUGUGCAUCGUAUUGUGCAGCGUGAGAACGAAUUUGUGUUCGCUUGGCCUCGUGCGUUUCACAGUGGUUUGAACGCUGGUUAUAACUGUAACGAGGCUUGCAACAUAGCUCCUGUGACUUGGUUGCCUAUGGGUUACCAGUCUUUGGUGAACUAUCGUUUUUAUCGGAAGACUUGUGUAUCGUUUUUCACGUUGGUGAUGAGUGGUGUCUGCAACUACCGUGACAUGAAGUUCCAGGCCCGUAACAGUGUUUCUUACCCUCGUGUUCAGAUGUACUUACACCGUGGUGCCGUAGAAGGUUUCGAUUUGGAAUCGUCUUUCGAUAAUGCGUAUCGUCAUCAGGACUGGUCAGCGUUGGCGCGCUACGUCUGCUUAUCUGUAGAUCAACUGCUAAAAGAGCGUCGUGCUACACAAUUGUAUCCCGAUUGUAAGCGUUCUGAUAAGAGAUCUGGUACUUCGUCAUUGCGUUCAUCAUGUUCUUCACCUUCUGAUUUGGAGUCAUUGUCUACUACUGAUGGCAUAGCGUCAUGUAAUUCAUCGACUAACUCGAUGCCUAUGCCAUGUUGUGAUUGGGAAUCGUCUUGGUUUGAUGACUUGCGUUCUGCUUUUGAUCGUUGGUACAGUGGUAAGCGUGGUGAGGAUGGUGAGUCUCGUUACGGCGAGAUAUCUCUUUCUGAGCCUUGUAGCAUGGAUACUAAUCUGUUGAACAUCUUGGCGGCGUGCAUGACGCCUAAUACUCCAUCUUUUGUGGAGGCUCAGCGUCAGCUUGGUGAGAUGCGUGAGCGUCAGUUGGCUGAUUUUGUGCGUGCGUUAUGUGACGUGAUUGCGAAUCCUCACGUGAAUAGUGACAUACGUCAGCUUGCGGGUGUUCUUCUGAAGAAUAGUUUCCGACGUGAUCCUAAAUGUACUGACGUUAGCAACAAUGUUCUUCUUCAGGUUCCUGCUGACUGUUUGCAUUAUAUUAAGGUGCAACUGCUUAAUGUCAUGAAGGCCGGUGGAGAGAACCAAUCAUGUCUUGCUGCUUGUUAUGUGAUAUCUCGUAUUGCUGAAUUGGAGUUACGUCGUCACGGUUGGCCGGAGUUUUUCGACAUCAUUAUUGGCAUGAUUGACUCUAAUGACAUUGAUGCUUGUCGUAAUGCUUUGACGUGUCUUUGUUAUUUGAUUGAGGAUUUGGCAGCGGUUUAUUAUAAUCAGGGUGUUGCUUUUCUUUCUAAAGCACAAUCGGAUCGUUUAUUAACAUCGAUCGUGAAGGGUGCUUUUAUGAGUGAUGGUCGUAGUCGCAAGACUGUGAUGAUUUGUUUGCAACAUAUAUUGCCAUUUGUUGAUAGCAACAUGUCGGUUCCUAGUGAGCGUGACACUAUUGUUCAGGCUAUUUGUUACAAUAGUGCUCCUGGUAACAGUAACGACGUUCGUGCUGCUGCCAAUGAUUGUUUGGUUCAAUUGGUAACGGACUACUAUGAUUUGAUAGGUCCAUGUCUGCAGUACAUCGUUCCUCUUUUAUGGCAGGCUAUUGACACAGGUGUUGAUGAGAUUGCAAUUCCUGCUUUUGAAUUUUGGAAUACAAUUUGUGAGGCUGAGAUUGUAUUAUCUGAGGACAAUUCCGAGUCAAAUCAGCGUAUUAUUCAGCAAGUGAUAUCAUAUCUUCUUCCUAAGAUUUUGUAUACUAUGACAUUGCAUGAAUAUGAGGAUUUUGACAGUGAGAGUUGGACGUUGCCUAUGGCUGCUGGUGUCUGUUUAUCUUUAUGUUCUCAGACUGUGAAGAACGACAUCGUUCCUUCUGUGUUACAAUUUAUCAACCAGAAUUUCAACCACGCUCAGUGGACCCACCGUGAAGCAGCGGUGCUAGCUUACGGUUAUAUAAUGGAAGGUCCUGAUGCUGAUACUUUGCGUAUGUUAGUGCGUGAUUCUUUUGACCGUUUAUGUGAGGUGUUGGAUGACCCUUCGGUUGCCGUUCAAGACACUGCUGCGUGGACUAUCGGUCGUAUAGCAAGUUUCCACUGUCAGGUGAUUUUGCCUCAUUUGGGUUCCUUGGAUAACCCUGGUAGCAACAUGUCAAAAUUGAUGGUUGCAUUAUUUAAGCCGGCUCGUGUUGCUGCUAACAUCUGUUGGUUUUUGCAUGAAUUGGCUGAGGGUUUGGUUCACGUUGAUGAGUACCGUGGUAUGUUGGAUGCUAUAUUUCCCAAGGUGUGCGAUGCGUUAGUUCGUCGUGCUAACAUGGAUGAUGCUAUGGAGCGUAAUUUAUUUUCUUCUGCAUAUAACAGUCUUGGUAACUUCAUUACAAAUGCUAGUGAUGCGUGUCGUCCCCAGAUGGGUGGUAUGUUGGAUCACUUUGACCGUAUGUUAUCGCAAUCCAUAUCGUCUGAUGACCAUAGUGCUGAAUCUCGUUCUCGUCAGGAGGCUGUUUGUGGUGUAAUUCAGGUUUUGCUUACUCGUGUAGAGUUUGUUCGUAACCAGCAGAGUUUAUGGAUGAGUAUUUUUAGCAUUUUGCAAGACGACUUGAGUGAGGAUGCUCUUUUGACUGCUAGUGCAUUAUUGAACCGUAUGGGUAACGAUGACUUUACUCCUUACUUAUCUCGUCUUGCUGAUAUAGUUUUGAACGGUUUACGUCGUCCUGAUGUGAGUAGUUCUUGCAAGGCUUGUAUCGAGUUGACGAGUGACAUGGCUCGUGUGUUGGAUCGUCACAUUCAGCCCUAUGUUCCUCAGUUGAUGGAGUUAUUGCUUAGCAUUUUAUCAGAUAUAAAUUCUCCUCAGAAGUUGAAGCCUCCAAUAGUGACUGCUUUGGGUGACCUAGCUAUGGCUUCAGGUUCAGCUUUUAACACAUUUGUUGAGCCAUCUAUGCGUUUACUUCUUCAGGCUGCUGACACAUCGUACGAGCUUGGUCCUGUAGACAGUGAGGAGUGGGUGUGGUACAUCAACGACUUGCGUGAGGGUGUGUUGUUAUCUUUCACUGGUAUAUUGUAUGGUCAGAAGAGCGUGAACCAGUCCAAUGUGUUACGUGGUUAUGUGAGCAGCAUAUUGCAAUUUGUUCAGGAGGUUGUGAACACUCCUGAUCAAUAUUUUUCUGUUGUUAACUAUCGUUUAGCGGUUACAUUGGUUGGUGACCUUUUGACUACGUUUGGCAGUGAUCUUUCGGUGUAUUUGAUCGACUCCGUUUUGAUGCGCAUGAUAAUUCAGCGUUUGAAGCAGCUGCAGGUGAAGGGCGACAGUUCUGCGGAUGAGUGUCGCGAGAAGGUUGAUUGGUUAUAUCAGUCCCUUGAAGAGUGCCUUUCCGCUUGUGAGCACGUCAUCUAUGACUAUUACUUUGGUGCCUGCUCAUAUUUCUGGGAUCGGGUGAUGGAUGCCAACGAGGAGUUCGUCGCCUUAUCGGCAUCCAUUGAUGCUGUAUCGCUACCGAGUUCCAUCCUUGAUUGCGUUUUGGAAUUUGUGGAUGGCUCGGAUCGUUGUUUAUUGGAGUCGCGUUAUAGUGAUUCUUUGAGUUCAGAUGGUCGUCACGGUGAUUCUUCUCCGUUAUGUGUGGACCGAUGCGCGCUUAUUAGUCGUGAGAUGGAACGCCUUCCAUCUGAUGACCCGUGGAGAUCUCUUCGUCAACGUAUCGAGUAUUUGAUGAACACCGCUGCUGCUGUUGAGAAGCAUAUGUCUGAAUUGGCGCAUAAUCGUCAUUCUGAUCUGAUAUCAACGUCUCUUCGUGCUACUGAGUCUGAUGCUAUACGUUCUGUUUGUGACCGUGAGUUGUUGCAAUUGCGUCGUUCAUUUGACUUGUACGCAUCGUCUAGUCUUCGUAAUGGCAUGUCUAUCCCUAGGGCGUUAUCGCAUGUUGUGUCUUUGAAGAAGUUGAACGAGUUAUUGCAGCAUGUUAGUGAUGUUGUUACAUUGCGUGAUAUUGUGCGUAGUCAUGUCUAUGACAUUUUGCAUCGUAUCGUCGCCUGUGCUGUUGCUUUGGAGAUCCUCGACAUGUCGAUGGCGACGUUCUCUGUAGCUUCCAAAUGGAGUCUGUUGCGUUGUUUAAAUGAGUGGUUUACGAUUCGUUUGUACAGCAUGAUAAACAGUUGUACUGUGAAGAUGGGUUUGGAUCUUGGUUUUCCGAGCAGUGUUCGUCUUUUGCGUCUUGUUGGUGCAUCUCCUGAGUUUGCUGCAUCUUGCAUCAUGGCUGAGUAUCGUCGUCACAUGUUUGGUGUAAUGCUAUCUACUGUCCAGCGUUAUGUGAAUGUGGAUGUUAGUUAUUCUGUUAUUCCAUCGGCUGAAUCACGUUCACCAUGCGAUAUCGGUCAUUGGUCACGUACUCUCGGUCCUAACAUGAUCCUUUUAACGGCUAUCGUUCAUAAACAGCCCAAGAACAUUGUCGAGUUCAUCGUCGACUUCCUCUGCGAACAUUACCCGGAACACCUCCACAGUUACGCCAAGCUCUGGAAGGCCGGGAAUCGUAUCAUAACCCGUGCAGAUCCUGAGCUCGAGGCUACCCGUAUGAAGGUGCUACAGUUCUUCAACUAUUACCACCUCCCCGUCGAGGUGGCAUAUCACUUCACCAACGCUGGUUUUGACACCUUGGACACUAUCCUCACGCUUAACAGGGACUCCCUGGCUGAAAUCGAGUCAUUUUCUGAUGCGCAAUGGCUCCCCGGCCACAAGGUGAGGCUCUACGUGUUAUUUGAGGACAUAAAGAAGUACGUCGACGAAUUCAAACGCGAGGGUCGCCCUUACCACGGUAGCAUCUAG
Messenger RNA from Babesia sp. Xinjiang, 5727 nucleotides. RefSeq names its product Importin subunit beta-1. The transcript is spliced from 15 exons. The coding region runs from base 1 to 5727 and encodes 1908 amino acids. Lineage: Eukaryota; Apicomplexa; Aconoidasida; Piroplasmida; Babesiidae. Gene Ontology annotation, biological process: chromatin remodeling; intracellular protein transport. Gene Ontology annotation, molecular function: histone H3K4me/H3K4me2/H3K4me3 demethylase activity; small GTPase binding. Gene Ontology annotation, cellular component: nucleus. The record is from RefSeq and is a predicted model, not a curated record.